Myotis davidii is the source of this 1153-nucleotide messenger RNA. RefSeq names its product zinc finger protein, FOG family member 1 (gene ZFPM1). Lineage: Eukaryota; Metazoa; Chordata; Mammalia; Chiroptera; Vespertilionidae. The transcript is spliced from 7 exons. Gene Ontology annotation, molecular function: RNA polymerase II-specific DNA-binding transcription factor binding. The annotation marks the transcript as partial. Gene Ontology annotation, cellular component: nucleus. The record is from RefSeq and is a predicted model, not a curated record. Gene Ontology annotation, biological process: erythrocyte differentiation; negative regulation of transcription by RNA polymerase II; megakaryocyte differentiation.
GUUCUUCACAGGGUCUGGGGAGACAAAGGGGCCUGAGGACGGAAAGGCCAUUGCCUCUGGCAAGAGCCCGGCCCUGACCCUGCUGCUGGAGGACGAAGCCUGCUGGCUGAAGACACUGCCCCGGGCCCUGACGGAGGCUGAGGCCAAUGUGGAGAUCCACAGGAAGGAUGGAGCCCUCUGGUGCAGGCUCACCAAGCCAGUGCCAGCAGGGGGACUGCUGAGCGUGCUCCUCACAGCCGAGCCCCACAGCACCCCCAACCACCCUGUGAAGAAGGAGCCUGCAGAGCCCGAGGGCCUGGCUCCCUCACACACUGACAUCCAGCUCCUGCCCCAGCAAGCUGGCAUGGCAUCCAUCCUGGCCACAGCCGUCAUCAACAAAGAUGUCUUCCCCUGCAAGGACUGUGGCAUCUGGUACCGCAGUGAGCGGAACCUGCAAGCUCACCUCCUGUACUACUGUGCCAGCCGCCAGAGUGCCGGCUCCCCUGCCGCAGCCGCCGCUGACGAGAAGCCCAAGGAGCCAUACCCCAACGAGCGUGUCUGCCCCUUCCCUCAGUGCCGCAAAAGCUGCCCCAGUGCCAGCUCCCUGGAGAUCCACAUGCGCAGCCACAGCGGCGAGCGCCCCUUCGUGUGUCUCAUCUGCCUGUCGGCCUUCACCACCAAGGCCAACUGCGAGCGGCACCUCAAGGUGCACACAGACACACAGAGCGGUGUCUGCCACAGCUGUGGCUUCAUCUCCACCACAAGGGACAUCCUCUACAGCCACCUGGUAACCAACCACAUGGUCUGCCAGCCAGGCUCUAAGGCUGAGAUCUACUCGCCAGGAGUCGGGCACCCCUCGGCCAAGCUACCCCCAGGUCUGGCCCAGGCAGGUCCUGCUCCAGCCCUGAAGUCUGGCCCCUGGGGUCUCCCUGCAGACAGUCUACCCGGCUUUCAGCAGCUCACUGCCCUGCACGGCCCCCUGGCCUCCUCCGACCUGGGCCUGGGGUCCACCUCAUCACCAGGACUGGACAGGAAAGCCCUGGGCGAGGCCACCAAUGGAGAGGCCAGAACGGCCCCCCAGAACGGGGGCAGCAGCGAGCCCCCAGCAGCGCCCAGGAGCAUCAAGGUGGAGGCGGCCGAGGAGCCCGAGGCGGAGCCAGGGCCCCCAGCCCCU